Molecule: messenger RNA, 1137 nt
Organism: Uncinocarpus reesii 1704
Lineage: Eukaryota; Fungi; Ascomycota; Eurotiomycetes; Onygenales; Onygenaceae
Exons: 7
Coding region: 1-1137 (378 amino acids)
Molecular function (GO): carbon-sulfur lyase activity
Source: RefSeq, a predicted model, not a curated record
AUGUCUGGCCACAAUGCAGCAUCCAAACCAACCAACAUUUUCAACAACUCAAGGAACCAGUGUAUUUCCACACUCAAAGUCCCUGACCUAGCUCUCUUAUCAGGGAGAGAAAUCCUCAUCCUGGAGAAUCCUGGAAUCUUAAUGCUUGAAUCUCUUGGUUUUCCAACAGAUGAACAGGAUAUAGAAAGCAGAUUCCACCUUGAGAGUGGGCUUGGUUCUGUUAAGCUGGAUACCACCCAAUGGGUUGAAGUGUGGAAGCACAGUGGGCAGCCCAAGAGGGCAGAGAGACAUGGAUCUAGAAUUCAUGUAUGCGAAGCUACACCACCCGCACUCCCAAUCCGACUUGGCGCCUUCCUUGAGAUUGAUUCAUAUGACGAUAGAGAUGUUGUGAUAGACUGGGAGGAGUUUCAUCGGAGGCUGAAGGAAGACUUGCUCGAGACAGCUAUUUCAAGAUAUCGCGAAAUGUUAAAGGAGUGCUAUGAAAGGGAGAAUGCCUGCAGGGUCAAAGAGAUACCCUCAAAACGGAAUUUCCGCUAUGGCUUUAAGAGAUGGCAGCAUGCCCCAACUGGACAUCCAGUCAAUCCACCCAUGACAUUAGAAGAAAACUUCCUGGUCUCCUCAAUUCAUUGCAUUCAAACAUCUGACUAUGGAGUAAACCAGUCCCAAAAAAAGAAAAAGGAUCCAAUGGCCGAUGACAACCCCCCCGCCCUCGUCGGCCGCUGCCACUGCGGCUCUGUGCAAUACCAAACCACCCACGCCCCCUACGGCCUGACCUACUGCUACUGCUCAACCUGCCGCGCCCUGCACGGCGCACCCUUUGCCGCAUUCACAAACGUCCGAGACACCCAUCUCCGAUGGACACGCAGGGACACGCUGGUGGAGAAACGGUUCUCUGCGCAUGCGACCCGGACGUUCUGCAGCGAGUGCUUUGCGCCGCUGACGAUGGUGUAUGAUCGGGAGCCUGGCGAGGUGGGGAUUGUGGCGGCGAGUGUGGAUGAGAAGGGAUCGCGGUGUCGCGUGCCGGAGGUGAAGAGGCAUAUCUUUGUGGGAGAGAAGGUGGGGUGGUGUGCGAUUGGGGAUCGGGGCGAGAGGUUUGAAGGCUUGCCGGGGGAUAUGAUCGGAUAUCUUGAGAAAUAA